AUGGACGCGAGCAUGAUGGCUGGACUCGAUGGUCUUCCUGAAGAAGACAAAGCGAAAAUGGCUUCCAUGAUCGAUCAGCUUCAGCUUCGUGAUAGCUUGAGGAUGUACAAUUCGCUGGUGGAGAGGUGUUUUGUGGACUGUGUCGAUACCUUCACGCGCAAAACUCUUCAGAAACAAGAGGAGACUUGUGUUAUGAAGUGUGCUGAGAAGUUCCUCAAGCACACAAUGCGUGUUGGUAUGCGGUUUGCCGAGCUCAAUCAGAACGCACCAACCCAAGACUGA
This is a messenger RNA of Arabis nemorensis, 282 nucleotides long. Lineage: Eukaryota; Viridiplantae; Streptophyta; Magnoliopsida; Brassicales; Brassicaceae. The record is from the annotation of a GenBank genome assembly.